Cladocopium goreaui is the source of this 3753-nucleotide messenger RNA. The record is from the annotation of a GenBank genome assembly. Lineage: Eukaryota; Dinophyceae; Suessiales; Symbiodiniaceae.
AUGCUUCCAAAAACUCCACGCAAACUCCGAAAACCACAGCACGCUUCAUUUGAAUCUGAGGAUCUCUUUGGUCAGGUAGCUGAACUCUUCGAAGGUCCAGCCUUUGAAGAAGGUGAGCAGUGGCGUGCACUUACACGCAUCAAAGUGCGGAAGGAGCCAAGUAUCAACUCCCCUCAGUUGGAAGACAAAGUGAUCGAGAAAGGUGAAACCUUUUUCGUUGCUGAAGUACGCCGAGCCAAAAUUCCCACAGGUGACAAACACCGACUAUAUCUCCGCCUUGCUGCCAGUAAAGGCUGGGUUUUCGAUUUGGGCGUCGCUGGAGACUGGUACGGCAAAUACAUCGCCGAGAAAGUCUACGAAGAUGAGAAGGAUGAGGGCUCAAAUCCAUUAGGUGGUAUUGGUGAUGCCAUGGGCAAUGUCUUCCGGAUGCACUACGUUGGCUACGCUGAGCUGGCUGCUGCUGUCUCCAAUGGCGGUGGUCUCGGGAUCAUUACUGCACUGACUGUGGCGCAGCCACCCAGAGGGAAAGAGGCCCUGCGAGAUGAGAUCAGGAAGUGCCGGAAAUUGACUGAGAAGCCUUUUGGUGUGAACAUCACGCUGCUGCCAGUCGGCGUUCCACCUGACUUUGAUGGGAUUGUAGAGGUGCUGAUAGAGGAGAAAGUGAAGGUGGUCGAGACAGCUGGACGAAAUCCGGAGAAGGUGAUCAAGAAGUGCAAGGAGGCAGGCAUGUUUGUCAUCCACAAGUGCGUGGCAGUGAGACACGCGCAGACAGCGGCCAAGAUGGGAGCAGACAUGAUUUCCAUGGACGGCUUUGAUUGUGGCGGCCAUCCAGGUGAAGAAGACGUUGGCAACUGGGUGCUUUUAGCCCAAGCUUCACAGGAGUUGAAGAUCCCCUUUGUGGCCAGUGGUGGCACGGCUACCGGAGUUCAACUUGCAGCAGCUUUGGCAAUGGGUGCAGAAGGCAUCAACAUGGGCACUCGCUUUAUGGCAACCAAAGAGGCACCAAUUCUUCAACCCAUCAAAGACACCAUGGUGAAAGCGAAAGUCACGGACACCACGCAUAUUUUCCGAACGCUCGGAAACACUGAGCGCGUGUACAAGAACAAGUGUGCCAAGGAGGUACGCGAGAUUGAAGCGAAGAAUCCAGGGGAUUUCUUCGCGAUUGCGCACCUGGUGAAAGGUGAGAACUACAGGCAGUCCUUCCAGGAGACCGGAGAUGCUGAGAGUUCGGCCUGGUCGUGCGGUCAAUCCAUUGGCCUGAUCAAGGACAUUCCCACUUGCCAGGAGCUUAUGGAUCGUUUGGUGGCAGAAGCAGAAGACAUUAUCCGAAACCGCUUGCAGACAUUUUACAGGUCAAAGAUUCUCAAAGAUGGUCAAAGCCAUGGCGGCUCCUCUCCGGAGAUCCUUGACCAAUGGAUGAGACGCCCUGCCUCCGCAGAGCAGAGUAGCGAGCUCAACGAAAGUGCGACCAUGGCAGCCGAGACUCUCUUGCAGCAGCUCCAAGAGGCCCUGGCUGCAGAGAAGCUGUCGAAGGCAGAAGAAGUUCAGGCAGUGGAGAGAGAAAUGCAGGCCCGGCUGGAGUCUUCAGCGAUACGUUGGAGAAAUGAGCUUGAGCAGCACGAGGUUUUCUGGAGCUCAGAGCUCGCUGCUGAGCAACAACGGCAUGAAAUCAUAGAAGCAGGUUUAGAAGCGGAGGUGAUCUCUUUGAAGUUUGAGGCAGAAGAUUGGAAGCUCAAGGAGGGAGCGGAAAUGGCCUGCAAAGAUCAGGCAGAGGUUGAACACAGAACAGGUCAUGUGGUAUCCUCCAUUGUCUCUUUGCAACUUCUGUGCGGAGAGCAAAAGGUUCAGCUGCACCACCUCCAUGCUGAGGCAAAGGCAGCUGCAGAUGCAGAAAACGCCACAUCUCGCUUGGAGAUGUCGCUGGCGGAAGGUGAGCGCCUUCGAAAGGAGGCGUUUGACCUUCGAGUGACUUUGACAGCCCUCACUGACCGCUGCAAGCGCCAAGAGCAGGCAUUGGCUCGUCUUCGAAACAGCAGUGCCAGGAGUAAUUUGCCACGUCCACCAUUGGCAGGCCGCAGAGAAGGCGCACUUCGAGGCCUUGCCAGCAGCAUUGGAUGCAAGGAGAGCAUGGCGCAGGAGGCUUGCUUGAAGACUGUGCAAGAGGACGACAACCACUUGCAGACUUGGUCUAUGUCAGAGGCUUCUCUGGCCCCAGAUGCAUUUGCAGCAGCCCACAACCUGCAGCAGGAGACCUCAGGAGGUUUCGAGUCGCCGGCAUCGUCAGUUCUCCCAGAUGCAUUUGCAGCAGCCCACAACCUGCAGCAGGAGACCUCAGGCGGUUUCGAGUCGCCGGCAUCGUCAGUUCUCCCAGAUGGCUUUGCAGUGGCCAGGGGUGACUUGUUCCCGCGGGACUGCCUGCAGUGCCAGUUGGUGCCCAUGGGUCAGGGAUUUAGUGCAGAGUUCUGUUGCAGCCGGUCUGGAGGAGUUUGGGGCGGGGCAUUUGCAUUGCGCUUGGGAUUGAAAUGGAUGGAAGCCCGCAGGCAAUCCAGAAGGCGCACCCCUGGAGCAAUGUUGGCACCUCGUCAGUUUGGCCGACCUUCUGAGACACUGGAGAGUGAGACGCCCACUGGUGAAAAGUCAGAAGAUUGGUGCAGCAAGCAAGACCUUGUGGCAGGACUUUUUUUCUGCCAUGCGGCCGCCACCAAAGCCAUUUGGGUCAACCAGAUAGAUCACGGACAAGGAGUGCUGAAGGCCCGAGUGCAAGUCCUGUUCAGCAGGUGUCCGAGGGCAAUGAAGGCGGUCAGAUGCAUUGCACUAUGCAGUGAACGCAUUUGGAAUCGUCAUGUAGAUCUGUGUGCCAUCAGUCAAUCAAUCAAACCGGCAGUCUCUUCAGAGGCCAAGCCAAAAGCCACCAGAACAUCUUCUUCGGUGCAAUUGCCAAAGGCUGCUGCCCCCGCCAGUGGCGGCAUGAGCGCGCUGCUGGAAAGGGUAAAGGCUAUUGGAGAGAAGAAAGAUUUGGAGGAAUCAAAGGAGAUUGGUGACAUUGACCUUUCCCAGAUCGAUCCUACGGCCAAACGAGAACGCGUGAAGUGCCCGCGUUGUGAAAAGGAUGUGCUGGAAGAAGACAUGGCAUCUCACAUGACAGCACACUCCAGCGAGAUUCUUCCGUGGUUAUUCUUGGGCGGAAAACGGAAUUUGGAGAAUGACCAGGAGCUCACAGUUCGCACAAACAUCACUCAUGUUUUGAACUUGGCCAAUGAUGUGAACCCACAUCCAGACACAGUGGAUCUUGUAACCAAGUACAACGAAGAGCGGGGCUUGCCGUUCCGCUACAAAAAGCUGGAAUUUGGUGAUACCCGUGACCAAGACAUCCUGAAAGAACUUGAUGGAGCUCUUCAAUUCAUCCACGAUGCCAAGACCGGUGACGAGCGUCACAGAGUUUUGGUAAACUGUGCUCAAGGGGUCUCGCGAUCAGCCUCUGUGACAAUUGCCUACCUCAUGAAGUACGAAGCGAUGAGCCUUCGACAGGCCUAUGAUCAUGUUCUUGAGCGUAGAACAAUCGCUGAUCCUCGCAAGGAGUUCCUGGAUCAACUUGGAAUCUUCGAAUGCGAGCUCUUUGGAUUUGCUAGUCCAACUUUGACCGGGGAAGAAAUUUUUGCACAUCGCAACCUGCUCAAUGUCGAUAGUGACCCUUUGUGCUUUGGCUUGGUUUUGGGAGGAAAGAUGGGACCAGCAGACCGGCGGGCAUCUUAA